Molecule: messenger RNA, 1254 nt
Organism: Oldenlandia corymbosa var. corymbosa
Lineage: Eukaryota; Viridiplantae; Streptophyta; Magnoliopsida; Gentianales; Rubiaceae
Source: the annotation of a GenBank genome assembly
AUGAGGUUUGCAAAGAAGGUUAGACGCCUGGUGUUCCAUGGUUUCAAAUCCGAUACGGAGGUUAACGCCAUGUGUUUCAAGUACUUGCGAUCUUUGAUUUUCAUCAGGUCUUUGGAACCUCUGUCGAAAUCCCAGCUGUCUCACAUGUUAUGUGCUGGUUCUAAACUAUUGAAGCUAUUGGAUUUGGAAGGUACAGCUUUAGAGGAAAUCCCAGAACAAGUUUUCAAAUUAUUUCAUCUCAGGACUUUAAAUCUCAAAUGUACAAGAUUGAAGAUGAUAUCAAAGUGCAUUGGGUGUCUAAAGAAUCUAGAGUUUUUAGAUGUUUCAUACACGAAAGUGAGUAAGUUACCGGAAGAAAUACUCAAGCUAAAGGGACUGAUUCAUCUAAAUGUGUUUCAAUGUAAUCCGAGCACAAGAUUUACCUUCAAAGAAUUUAAAGGUCCAAACAACAUUUCCAAGCUCUCUUCUUUGGAGAGGUUGCUUUGCGUAGGAGCGAAUGAAACAGUGAUCAAAGAGAUAGGAAUGCUCAAGAAAUUGAAAGUACUAGCAAUUACGAUCCUAAGAAGAGGAGACGAGCAACACCUUUGGUUAUCUCUUGGGAAUCUCACCCAUCUAAGAGAAUUACAUCUUCAAGCUGCAAAUGAUGAUGAGGUAAUUGAUCUUAACGACACCAACAUUACAUUUGGUUCAAGUUUCCGAAAUCUACAAGUUGUGUUUUUGAAAGGCCGCUUGGAAAGGUUACCCAAACUGGUAUCUUGUUUACAAGGCCUGAUCUCGGUUUCCUUGGUCUUGAGCAAGUUGAUGGAUGAUCCACUUGAAUCUCUCCAAUACUUGCAGAACUUACGAGCGCUUCUCUUAGAUCAAGCUUUCCAAGGAGAGCAUUUAUGCUUCAAGUUUGGGUUCUUUUUAAAACUUGAGAGGUUGACCCUUGUCAGCUUACAUAAUUUAGGGUGGUUGAGAGUGGAGGAAGGUGCAAUGCCGAACCUUGGAAUGCUUGGUAUUAUAUCCCUUCCAUCAUUACAGGAAUUCCCUUGGGGAGUUCAACACUUGACUAAACUCCAACAUCUAUAUUUGGAAUUGAUGAGUGAUGAAGUGACUAUUGAACUGCAGAAUCAAGAUGAAAACUGUGAAAACUAUCAAAAAAUAAGUCACAUCCUUCAAAUUUUGAUUUGGGAUCAUGAAGAUGGAUGGUGUAGGCAUCCGCAAUAUUGGAAGACAAGGAAACCAAGAAUGAACUCUCGGGGAAACCCGUAG